AUUCAAAAUUAAAAAUCGAAGACAAUAUAUUUGGCACAAGUUCAAGAAAUAAUGAUAUUUUAAGUCAACCUGAAGUAAUUCUAAUAUCUGAUACAGACAAUAAGCCAGUGCUAAAAUCAACAUCAAAUUCAUUUAUUCAAUAUUAUGAAGAUUUUCACAUUUCUAGCAGCUUUGAAAGUGAAUAUAAUAGCAAUAAUAGCUUAAAUGAUUGUAUAUCUAUGAAUAAUUUAAACAAUAACGAUAUACUUGAAAAUAAUUUGAAAAAUGAUGACAAUGAUAAUGAUAUACUUGAAAAUAGGUUGGAAAAUAAAGAUAGCUAUGAAGAAUAUCCAAAGACUUCUUUAACUAGUAUAGCAAGUAUUUAUAAAGUUUCAGACUGGGACUCCGAUGAUGCUAAAAACACAUUUGGAAUUUCUAAUCUUCAAUAUGCUUAUGGAAAUCCUGGAACUAUUUGA
Racocetra persica is the source of this 455-nucleotide messenger RNA. The record is from the annotation of a GenBank genome assembly. Lineage: Eukaryota; Fungi; Glomeromycota; Glomeromycetes; Diversisporales; Gigasporaceae.